AUGAACAAGCGCUGGCCCCCUCUGGCCGACAAGACCUCCCUCCCCUACAAGCUCACCACCCUCUCCAAGCAAAAACUCGCCCGCGAGGCCACCGCCCCCGACCCGGAUAUCAGACGAUGCCUCGGCCACUUUCGCCUCCACUGCACAUCCAUGGAAUGGGCCCAGCGGGAUAUGACCUCUCGCAUCAACUCUUUUGAUCUCGAUUCCGACUCGGAGGAAGAGGAGGAGGAGGAGGGCACCCACGAUGAGGAGGUUUCAAAGCAGCCUGCACCAGAGGUGGAGGUCGCGCCUCUUGCCGAGAAGGACGACGUCGCUACUUCCAUUGAAUCCGACGCUAAGGCGGAGACGACUCUCCAUGUGAGCUUUGAAGUCGUAUCAAACGUCCCUGCGUCCACUGCCUCGACACCCACAACAGAGCAAGAAAAAGAGAGCCUCCUCGAAAAAGGCCGCAGUUGUCUGGAAAAGACAGUCCAGAUGAAACACUUUUGGCCUGCUCGUGGGCCUUGUCUACCUGUUCGCAUCGCCGGUUAA
Messenger RNA from Aspergillus thermomutatus, 531 nucleotides. RefSeq lists its product as uncharacterized. Lineage: Eukaryota; Fungi; Ascomycota; Eurotiomycetes; Eurotiales; Aspergillaceae. The coding region runs from base 1 to 531 and encodes 176 amino acids. The record is from RefSeq and is a predicted model, not a curated record. The transcript has a single exon.